Messenger RNA from Elgaria multicarinata webbii, 4383 nucleotides. It is a transcript of the gene SMARCD3, whose product is annotated as SWI/SNF related, matrix associated, actin dependent regulator of chromatin, subfamily d, member 3. Gene Ontology annotation, cellular component: nucleus; SWI/SNF complex. The coding region runs from base 224 to 1861 and encodes 545 amino acids. The record is from RefSeq and is a predicted model, not a curated record. The transcript has 13 exons. Gene Ontology annotation, molecular function: transcription coregulator activity. Lineage: Eukaryota; Metazoa; Chordata; Lepidosauria; Squamata; Anguidae. Gene Ontology annotation, biological process: regulation of transcription by RNA polymerase II.
GCGGGCGCCCUGCAGGGCCCCCUCCCCCCUCGGCCGGCGGCGCUAUUAGAAGUGUGAGCGGAGCGCCCAGCAGGGCUCGGAGGGGAGCGAGUUGGAGAAAAAGGCAGAGGAAGGAGGGAAAGGGAAGAAAGGGAGGCAGCGCGGAGCGGGAGAGCGGAGGACGGACGGACGGACGGAAGAGAGACCGGGAGCGAGGCGGGGAGGCCGAGCUCAGGCGACCCCAAUGGCCGCGGAGGAAGUCACUGGAGGGGCGCGAAAGGCGACGAAAAGCAAACUUUUCGAGUUUCUGGUCCAUGGGGUGCGUCCUGGGAUGCCCUCAGGCGCCCGCAUGCCCCACCAGGGGGCUCCGAUGGGUCCCCCAGGGCCACCCUAUGUGGGGAGCCCCUCUGUGCGCCCCGGGAUGCCCCCGGCCGUGAUGGAGCCCACACGCAAGCGGGCAGCGCCCCAGCAGGCCCAGCAGCAGCAGCAGCAGGCCCAGCAGCAGCAGCAGGCCCAGCAGGCCCAGCAGCAGCAGGCCCAGCAAGCAGCAGUGGCAACGCAGAACCGGCCCCGGAGUGCCAAGAGGAGGAAAAUGGCAGACAAAAUACUCCCUCAGAGGAUCCGGGAGCUGGUCCCCGAGUCCCAAGCCUACAUGGACCUCCUGGCCUUUGAGCGUAAACUGGACCAGACUAUCAUGCGAAAGCGAGUGGACAUCCAGGAGGCCCUGAAGAGACCGAUGAAGCAAAAACGGAAGUUGCGCCUUUACAUCUCCAACACCUUCAACCCGGCCAAAUCGGACGCGGAUGACUCGGAGGGCAGCAUUGCCUCGUGGGAGCUGCGCGUGGAGGGCAAGCUGCUGGACGAUGUACGCCCGGGCCGUCCUUCUCCGCCGUCUCUUUUCCUGCUGGCUGGGCGGGGGCUGCUUGGGCCGGACGCAGCCGCUCCGGAGGGGCCGUGCAGAGGAGGCCCUCAGCCAAGGCAGAAGUGGACCUGGAGCAGGACACGGAGGCUCAGUAAGCAGAAGCGGAAGUUUUCCUCUUUUUUCAAGAGUUUGGUCAUUGAGCUGGACAAGGAUCUCUAUGGACCGGACAAUCACCUGGUGGAGUGGCACCGGACCCCCACCACCCAGGAGACGGAUGGGUUCCAGGUGAAGAGGCCCGGGGACGUCAGCGUCCGCUGCACCCUCCUGCUCAUGCUGGAUUACCAGCCGCCACAGUUUAAGCUGGAUCCUCGCCUGGCCCGGCUGCUGGGCAUCCACACGCAGACGCGCUCCGCCAUCAUCCAGGCGCUCUGGCAGUACAUCAAGACGAACAAGCUGCAGGACUCCCACGACAAGGAGUACAUCAAUUGCGACAAGUACUUCCAGCAGAUCUUUGACUGCCCACGGCUAAAGUUUUCCGAAAUCCCGCAGAGGCUCACGAACCUGCUGCUGCCACCAGACCCCAUUGUCAUCAACCAUAUCAUCAGUGUGGACCCCAAUGAUCAGAAGAAGACGGCCUGCUAUGAUAUCGAUGUGGAAGUGGAGGAUCCCCUCAAGGGCCAGAUGAGCGGAUUCCUCCUCUCAACAGCAAAUCAACAGGAGAUCACCGCUCUGGACAACAAGAUUCAUGAGACAAUUGAAUCCAUCAACCAGUUGAAGAUACAGCGAGAUUUCAUGCUGAGCUUCUCCAAAGACCCCAAAGGCUACAUCCAAGACCUCCUCCGGUCCCAGAGCCGGGAUCUCAAGGUGAUGACGGACGUGGCGGGGAACCCCGAAGAGGAGCGCAGGGCGGAGUUCUACCAGGAGCCCUGGUCCCAGGAGGCGGUCAGCCGCUACUUCUACUGCAAGAUCCAGCAGCGGCGUCAAGAAUUGGAGCAAUCUCUGGGGGUGCGCAACACAUAAGUGGUUGGGGGCAAGGUCAUGCAGACCCUCCGCCCCCCCACUCCACCGGAGGACGCCUCAGUGUUACGUAGCUCCCCGUUCCAUAGAGCAUGGACCGACUUCAUGACCAGCCGGGGGCUUCCGCGCACCACCAGCCUCACCAGCUUUAGAGUGUGUUCUGCCCCCCACACCCCUCCUGCCCCGCUGCCUCCUGCUCCGGCCAUUCCAGGCUGUGGGAAGGGGGAGGUUUCUGCUCUCCUCGUUCGUCCCCAUCGUCAGUUGCUGGAGAAUUACGCCUGCAUACAGCACACACAGAUCCUUUGGGAGUCAAGCCCAGCGAGGGUGGAAGGGCAGCCGAGCGGCACUGCCUUGAAGCAGGACGACGGACGGAUGGAUGGAGGCUGCCUGGCCGAUGGCUGCUCCCUGCUCCUUCGCUGGGCCUCUUGUGGUCACACGACUGGGGCCUCUCCCUCUGAGCUGAUGGAGGCCAUGGAGAGACCAGGGCCUGAGCCGGCUGCACUUGCCUGGGUGGCCUUUGGGGUGAGGAGCAGCUUGUGAAGCGACAGCGUGCUGGGCAGAGGGGACGGCCUCAUGGGCCAGGCAGUGAGCUGUGCCACCGUGGUCUCCCGGCCCGUUCUCAGGGCCCAGCCCAGCCCCCUCUCCUUCCCAUGGAAGAGAAGUAACGAGGCCGGAGUUCUGGCCCCUCCCUCUACAAGCCCCGUCCCCACAAUCAUUGAGUCAAAGGAGGGCCCCCCAGCCUCCCUCUGAAGCAGUGUGACACGGGGUGUGGGUGUGCUUUGAUGGAUGGUGGCAGUCCUCAAGCGUGGGGUGUGCUAUCAAGUACCACAGAAAUCCUCACUUUGUGGGGGAAUCCUGGAGCGGAUGGUGGCCAUGCCCUAAAUCACUCUGGCCUCCACCACGCAUCCUCCGACCAGCUAGCAAAGGGAGCCGGUUACAUCGGCUUGAUAGCCAAGACCAGCGCCGCAGCCGAGCCAGAGAGCAACGCACCUUCCGGCCUUGCUGGGGCCAGCAGGAGGAAGUGGAGGCCUGCGGGCUUGUAUGCCUGAAGGGAGCUUUCAUUCCUUGCUGGCCCUUCUGGCACAUCUGGCCCUGAGCAGGUGUAGCCCCCUUCCCAAGUGGCUGGGGCACAGGGGCGGGCCCAGAGCCCGGUUGACGGAGUGCUCGGGCAACGCUUUCUGCCACGGGGUCAGCAGCGUGGCGCCUCUCCCUGGCCUUGUGCGCACGGCUGUGGAUGGGCCUCGCAGGCUGUUCCCUGCCCCCACUCCCGUGUGCAAGCUGGAGCCUGUGAGGGAGGACUCUGCAUGGGAUGGCGUUGGCCCAAGGCCAGGGCCGUUUUUGCUCCAUCGUCAUGAAGCGGCCAAGGGCAGGUGGAAGCUGCUGUGGCUGAAGCGGAAUGCCGACCGACACUGGCACAGCUGUUGACUUCCUGCCCUCCUCCCCCCCGGCCAAUGCUGUGUGCUGCUCACAGAUCUACCUGGUAUCCAGGUGGGAGGGAAUGACCCCUCAGAGCCCCCUUUCCUGCUGGGCACAGGAUGGGCUGCGUCCCCCCCCCUCUCCUUGGGACACGGCGGCCUGUCAGGGCCACCACAAGGGCCACGCCCCAGAUGCAGGGCUGGAGGCUGUUAUGGAGGAAGAGCCCCCAGCAUCUUUCAAAUGGUGUUGCGGGAUUGGGGGAGGGAGGCGGCUUUGGCCACCCCCACAGACUGAUGACCACAGCCGCCUUCCCCAGCCUGCUGCUGCCUUCCAGACUUUCUCCCUGCGUUCCUGGCCAGGCUGGCUGGGGCAGUUGGCACUCGGAAGUCCAAAGUGCUUGGAGGGCACCAGGUCGGGGAAGGGCCUGAGUGUGUGUGGCAGCCUUGGCAGGAGAGGCUGAGCGAAUGCCCCUCCCCCAGGAUGUGGGCGGGGCAGGAGCUGGAGCUGCCUCUGCCACUGGUCCGUGCCUCCUGGUCAUCCUGCCUCUGUCUCCCAAGCGGUGGGUGGGGAAGGCAGCUAUUUGGGUCCCUGAGGGGCUGGGGAGCUUUGGCAGCCAGGAAAAAGGCCCCACCGGUACUAUCCAGGUCGGUGCCCAGCUCCAGCUCCCUUGAGAGGCAUGCAAUGCUGAGUCGGCUCCAGGCGUGACGCUCUGCUGACUUGGCAGAGGGGUGGGCCAGCCAUGGAAGCCCCUCUGGGCUGGACGGGCUCCGAGAGCAGGGCAGGCAGGGUGGGCCCCUGGGGUCAGAGCCACUGGCUCAGCGAGUCCACUGGGCUGGCCAACGUCAGCCAAACCAGGGCUGAGUGCAGGAGCGGACAAGUACGCGUGCCUCUGCCACCGGGUGCUGUCGGGCAACCAGGACUAGUAAGUCUGUUCUGGGGCAGAACAGUGUCAAUUAGCAGGCUUGGAGGAGGGAGCUGCCCCCCCUCCAUCCCAAGCCAGCCUGUGGGCCCACCAGGUGGGAGGUAGGAAGCACAUGACCUUUCCCAGGUGAACGGCCCGUCUCCCUGGAGGGGCCUGGGGAAGGCCUGGGAGGAGCUGACGCAGAGAG